Molecule: messenger RNA, 1285 nt
Organism: Oncorhynchus masou masou (cherry salmon)
Lineage: Eukaryota; Metazoa; Chordata; Actinopteri; Salmoniformes; Salmonidae
Product: poly(A)-specific ribonuclease PARN-like
Exons: 13
Coding region: 82-1200 (372 amino acids)
Biological process (GO): nuclear-transcribed mRNA poly(A) tail shortening
Cellular component (GO): nucleus; cytoplasm
Molecular function (GO): metal ion binding; RNA binding; poly(A)-specific ribonuclease activity
Source: RefSeq, a predicted model, not a curated record
UUUCUUUCUUCCCCACAGGAGCUGAAUGACUUUAAAGAGGUCACUCAGUGUGUCUUCCCCAGGCUGUUGGACACCAAGCUCAUGGCCACUACGCAACCGUUCAAGGAGUUGAUCAACAUCACGUCUCUAGCAGAGCUGCAGAAACAGCUGAAAGAGAGCCCCUUCAAAUCUCCUACAGUUGUGACGGCGGAGGGGUUCCCCAGCUACGAUACAGCCCAGGAACAGCUCCACGAGGCGGGCUACGAUGCCUUCAUCACUGGUCUCUGCUUCAUCUCCAUGGCCAACUACCUCGGUACUUUCCUGACUCCCCCCAGAGCCCACAUCCCAUCCCAAUCGAAACUCAUCCAACCCUUCGUCAACAAACUUUUCCUGAUGAGGAUCAUAGAUAUUCCCUACCUCAACAUCAGCGGACCAGACCUCCAGCCCAAGAGGGAUCAUGUUCUGUACGUCACCUUCCCUAAGGAGUGGAAGACCAGUGACCUCUACCAGCUGUUCAGUGCCUUUGGUAACAUCCAGGUGUCGUGGAUUGAUGACACGUCAGCGUUUGUAUCUCUGAGUCAGACCGACCAGGUUCAGAUCGCGAUGAACACCAGUCGCUACGCGGAGAGCUACCGUAUCCAGACGUAUGCCGAGUAUGUCCAGGGCAGGCAGCAGGUCAGGGAGAGCCAGGGCCAUUCUACCCAGUCCUGGGACGAGGACGGCUGGGUUAAACCGCACUACACCUCCCCCUCUACAGUUGGUGCUGGUCCUACUGGCUACAGCUACGGUCACAACAGGCCGUCGCUGGGGAAACGCUGCGUCAGUCCAAUCCAGGAGGAGCAGCCUGCGGAGGGAGAGGCUCAGAGAUCACACGCUGACGGAUGGAGUGGCUACACGCACUCUCACACACACUCCGACACGGGCAGCAAGAAGAUCAGGACCGACGGUGUGUGUGUACGGACGUAUGCAGGAGUCGUGGACAGUAGGACGUCAGAAGGCUGGCUGAAAACUCAGUCCGAGUCUGAUUCGUCGAGCAUGAGUCCGAUCCAGGAAGAGGCGGGGUCGGAGGCGGGAGACGACGCUAGUGAUCCGGCGGCGGGCGAAUGGCAACAGCAGCCUUCAACCAAUCAGAGCAAGAAGAGCCGAAAGAACAACAGGAAGAGGAAGACUGAUGGUGCAGAGACGACGUCUUCUCUGUUCGACGUUCCUCAGGUCUGGUAGCGAUGGAACCCGAGCUCCUGGCUCCUUACCACCUGGGUUCCUACUUCCUACCCCUGGCCACUUGACUCCUACCCCCUAGGACCGG